AUGAUCAUCCCGGUGCGCUGCUUUACGUGCGGCAAGGUGAUCGGCAACAAGUGGGACAAGUACCUCGAGCUGCUCCAGUCCGACUACACCGAGGGAGACGCGCUUGAUGCGCUCUCCCUGAAGCGCUACUGCUGCCGCCGCAUGCUGCUGACCCACGUCGACCUGGUGGAGAAGCUGCUCAACUACAACUCACUCGAGCGGGGAGACGCGGGAGGCGCCAAUAUGGACGAUGGCGCGUGA
Molecule: messenger RNA, 240 nt
Organism: Emiliania huxleyi CCMP1516
Lineage: Eukaryota; Haptophyta; Isochrysidales; Noelaerhabdaceae
Exons: 2
Coding region: 1-240 (79 amino acids)
Biological process (GO): transcription by RNA polymerase I; transcription by RNA polymerase II; tRNA transcription by RNA polymerase III
Cellular component (GO): RNA polymerase I complex; RNA polymerase III complex; RNA polymerase II, core complex
Molecular function (GO): DNA binding; zinc ion binding; DNA-directed RNA polymerase activity
Source: RefSeq, a predicted model, not a curated record